AUGUACGCUCAAGCUAUCGUCGCUUUCGGCCUGGCCACCCUUGCCAGCGCCCACAUGAAGAUGAGCUCCCCUGCGCCCUACGGAGCUUCCAGCCUCAACAACAGCCCUCUCGAUGCCAGCGGUUCCGACUUCCCCUGCAAGCAGCGUACCGGUGUCUAUGAUGCUGAGGGUGCUUCCAACGUCUACGCCCAGGGUGCCGGUGGUCAGCUCGCUUUCAUCGGCUCUGCCGUCCACGGCGGUGGCUCUUGCCAGGUCUCCAUCACCUACGACGCUAAGCCCGACAAGAACUCCGUCUGGAAGGUUAUCAAGUCCAUUGAGGGAGGCUGCCCUGCCAAGAACGCCGAUGGCAACCUUGGUGACAACGCCAACCAGGAGAACCAGGACAAGUACGACUUUACGAUCCCCGAGGACAUGCCUGCCGGCAACGGUACCAUUGCGUGGACUUGGUUCAACAAGAUUGGCAACCGUGAGAUGUACAUGAACUGCGGCCCUGUCACCAUCACUGGUUCUGCUGGCUCUCAGAGCGCCUACGAGGCUCUGCCUGACAUGUUCGUCGCCAACAUCAACGAAUGCAAGAUUCAGGACAGCACCAACGUCGCCUUCCCCAACCCCGGAAAGGCCGUUGACACCUUCGCCAGCGCCUUGGUCACUGCUACCUGCGGCGGCGCUGCUGGUACUGGUGGCAGCGGUGGCUCCCAACCCACCAGCACUGCUGGAGCCGGCAACGGAGGUGGUGCUCAGCCCACUACUGCUCCCACCUCUGCUCCCGCUGUUUCCCAGCCCGCCGCUUCUUCCAAGCCCGCUGCUUCCUCCAAGCCUUCCGCCUCCAUUCCCGGCGGCGUCUUCAUCACCGUUCCCAACGGCUCCGGCUCUACCCCCACUGCCUCUGCCACUGCCUCCGUUUCCAAGGCUCCCGCUGCCACCGCUGCGCCCAGCGCCGCUCCUUCUUCUGGCACCGGCUCCGGCUCUGGCUCUGGCAACGGUACUGAGACCGGUGCUGGCGCGCAGACUGUCGGUGCCGCUUGCACUGACGAGGGAGCCUGGAACUGCAUUGGCGGCACUUCUUACCAGCGCUGCGCCAGCGGUGCCUGGUCUGCCGUUCAGCAGUUGGCUUCGGGCACCUCUUGCACUGCUGGUAUGGGCUCUUCUAUCAACAUGGUUGUGACCCGAAACGGUCGCAAGCGUGCCCUCCGCUUCCGUUCUCACGCCUAA
Molecule: messenger RNA, 1212 nt
Organism: Colletotrichum siamense
Lineage: Eukaryota; Fungi; Ascomycota; Sordariomycetes; Glomerellales; Glomerellaceae
Exons: 1
Coding region: 1-1212 (403 amino acids)
Source: RefSeq, a predicted model, not a curated record